Molecule: messenger RNA, 1971 nt
Organism: Gadus morhua (Atlantic cod)
Lineage: Eukaryota; Metazoa; Chordata; Actinopteri; Gadiformes; Gadidae
Product: transmembrane protein 108
Exons: 7
Coding region: 235-1263 (342 amino acids)
Source: RefSeq, a predicted model, not a curated record
GAGGAGGAGGUGUGAGGGCAGAGACGGGCAGACAGGAUUACUACGCUAAAUCCUCUUCGUGGCCCAACAAGACAACAGAGCAGGGCAACACAUCCCCCAGACAGACGCUCGCGGUGGUCCCACCCCGUCCGUCGCUGUGGGUUAACUCUGCGUCCAUCCCUGGACCCAGGCGAUGAGGUCGUAGUGCGGCCUGUUUCGGCGUUCACGUCCCCCCCCCCACCGUUCAGAGCCAAGAUGGAGGGAGGGAAGGCCUGUCCUCCUCAGCCGGGAGCCAGAGAGGGGGGCAGGAGCGAGAGGUUGUGUACGCGAGAGGAAUGGACGAGGAGGAGGAACCCCAGCGGGGCGGUGGCGGCAGAGGGAGCCGGCCCCGGUCGGAAGAGGUCGUCGACGUCUUCGCCGCCCCUCCCCUGCUUCUCCCACCACGACGACCGCAGCUCAGCGGCCAGUGGUCUGGACGUGGUGGACCGCCUCACCUACCUGGAGCAGAGGAUGCAGAUGCAGGAGGACGAGAUCCAGCUGCUGAAGAUGACCCUGGCCGACGUGCUGAAGAGGCUCAACGUCUCCGAGGAGCACCAGGCCUCCACCUCCUCCUCCGGCGGGCGGAGGACCCCCGGGGCCAAAGGCAGCAGGCCGGUAUCUCUGGUUCUGCCUCCCAGAAACCCCAUGGGGAACCCGCACGCCGCGUCCCUGAAGAAGAGCACCACGAUGCCCUCUAGCGGUAUGGGAAGGAACUACACCUCUUCACCAACACCCUCCAAAAGCUCUGUGAAGGAUUCGGGGUGUAAGGCUUCCAAGACACGCCCCCCUUCAGCAGCCUCUACCUGCAAGACUGCUGCUGAUAGCAGCGGAGGCCAUCCAGCGAGGGAUCCCUCAUUGACCGUGGGGAGCAGACGGGUGACACAUUGUAAAGUGACCAUGCAGAUCUAUCUGAGCCCCCCAGCAAGAAGGACUGGGUCUUCUGACCACGAGGCCCCGCCCGCCCCCACAACCUCCUUCUUCACCUCCUCCACCACCAUCGCCAGCGGCAGCAACCGUAGUAGCAGCAGUAGCAGCGGCCCCACGGGGGGGGCGGGGGGCCCCCCACCUAUGACACCGGGGGCCGGUCAGGGGCACAGGGGGGGCUCCAGCAGGUCGGAGGGACGGAGGACGAGGCCGGGGUUCACGCUGAACCUGCAGAAGACGCCCAGCGGCCUGGGGCAGGACACCAGCAGCUACAAGAGCCCUCUGAAGUCUCCCAGCCAGUACUUCCAGAUCUGUUAUUAGUGUGUAGGCUGCACAAGGGGUUAUACAAGGGGGUGAAAUGGGGGGGGGGGGGGGGUUAUUUGGAGUCUCCUUUGACAAAAUGCAAAAAAAAAAAAAAAAAUACAAAUUAAAAGGGCUGUGAAGAAAAUAUCCUGUUGUUGAUUUUGGGUUGGUUUAGAGAAGGGUUCCUUUUAGAUCUGUUAGAGAAUAGUACUUGACGAACAGCAUUACACCCUGAAUCAAGGGUGGUUAAAUCCUCAAACUAGAACAAGUUAAAGUCCUCUCAGGAGAAACCAGUCUAAUCCUGGUUUAGGCCUAACCGUUUACUUAAUCAAUGGGUUUUGUUAACCUUGGGAUAAAAAAUACAUCAGAAGACAUUUGCAAAACAUUGUAUUUGUAUAAGGAAUUAAAUUAAAAAAUGAUCAACACUCUUUGAGUUACCAGGGAUUUGGGCCAUACAUGUGUGGUAGUGUCUGUCAUGAAUGACUGCAUAUUUUGAAAGGCAGGGUUUACCAAUACUUAGAUUAGCCAGAGUGCAGUGUGUGGAUUGGAGUUGAUGGGUUGGAUUGUUGUGGAAACUGUUUGUAGCUUCUCCAGAUAUGUUUUUUUGAUGUUGCCUGGCACAUAUUGCAUUAGGUCGUAGCCACACUUUUCCAUCUGCGUUCCACUUGUUUUUUAUCUGUCUGACUGUAUGACUAAUAAAUUGCCUCAAAGUGGCCAAAUGUUUAA